Malaclemys terrapin pileata is the source of this 1231-nucleotide messenger RNA. RefSeq names its product cAMP-dependent protein kinase catalytic subunit alpha-like. Gene Ontology annotation, molecular function: cAMP-dependent protein kinase activity; ATP binding; protein kinase A regulatory subunit binding. Lineage: Eukaryota; Metazoa; Chordata; Testudines; Emydidae. Gene Ontology annotation, cellular component: cAMP-dependent protein kinase complex; nucleus. Gene Ontology annotation, biological process: peptidyl-serine phosphorylation. The record is from RefSeq and is a predicted model, not a curated record. Bases 160 to 1041 code for a protein of 293 amino acids. The transcript is spliced from 9 exons.
UCACGCUGCUCCCUUUCUGUUUCCCUUACAGUGAAGGAGUUCCUAGCCAAAGCCAAAGAAGACUUCCUCAAGAAAUGGGAGAACCCCUCCCAGAACACGGCCAGCUUGGAUCAGUUUGAUCGAAUCAAGACCCUGGGCACAGGCUCAUUUGGGAGGGUGAUGCUGGUGAAAGACAAAGAGACCGGGAAUCACUAUGCCAUGAAGAUCCUGGAUAAACAGAAGGUAGUGAAGCUCAAACAAAUUGAGCACACCCUCAAUGAAAAACGGAUACUCCAGGCCAUCAACUUUCCAUUACUCAUCAAACUGGAGUAUUCUUUCAAAGAUAACUCCAAUCUGUACAUGGUAAUGGAAUACAUCCCGGGCGGGGAGAUGUUCUCCCACCUACGGCGGAUUGGGAGGUUCAGUGAACCUCACGCCCGGUUCUAUGCUGCUCAGAUCGUCCUGACCUUUGAAUAUCUGCACGCGCUGGAUCUCAUCUACCGAGACCUGAAGCCAGAGAAUCUCCUGAUAGACCAGCAGGGCUACAUCGAGGUGACGGAUUUUGGUUUUGCCAAGCGGGUGAAAGGCCGAACCUGGACUCUGUGUGGGACCCCGGAAUACCUGGCCCCCGAGAUCAUCCUCAGCAAGGGUUAUAACAAGGCUGUGGACUGGUGGGCCCUCGGCGUCCUCAUCUACGAGAUGGCAGCUGGUUACCCCCCAUUCUUCGCAGACCAGCCCAUUCAGAUCUAUGAGAAGAUCGUCUCGGGCAAGGUCCGAUUCCCGUCUCACUUCAGCUCAGACCUGAAGGACCUGCUCCGGAACCUGCUGCAGGUGGACCUCACCAAACGCUUUGGCAACCUCAAGAACGGGGUCAACGACAUCAAGAACCACAAGUGGUUUGCUACCACCGACUGGAUCGCCAUCUACCAGAGGAAGGUGGAAGCUCCCUUUAUACCAAAGUGCAAAGGCCCCGGUGACACGAGUAACUUCGACGACUACGAGGAAGAGGAGAUCCGGGUCUCGGUUACUGAGAAGUGUGCCAAGGAGUUUGCUGAGUUCUAGGGUCAGCACCCCCCAGGAGGGGGCGUGCGGCACAGGUGGGGGCGGGGUUGGAUUUUGGUUUAAUAGAUAAAUUAUAUAUUUUAUAAAUACAUGAGCGCUGUCAGGAGCGGAGGGGGGGGGAGCCCUGUGGCUAGCCCUCCCCCCAAAAUUCCACUUUCCCACAAAAAAGCUUGAGAGUCCCAUAUAGAGA